Drosophila santomea is the source of this 578-nucleotide messenger RNA. RefSeq lists its product as uncharacterized. The coding region runs from base 68 to 175 and encodes 35 amino acids. The transcript has a single exon. The record is from RefSeq and is a predicted model, not a curated record. Lineage: Eukaryota; Metazoa; Arthropoda; Insecta; Diptera; Drosophilidae.
ACACACGUCAGGAACUCAUUUGGCCAGCAGAGCUCGAUGAGAUCCGUGUAAGCGUUAAAGCGCCGACAUGACUGCUGACAGGAAUUCCGCAUGGUGUAAUCCUCGGUGUGGAAUGGCGCAGGAUGACGUUGUGAUGAAAUGGGAUGGCUUGGUCGUGCUGCAAACCAAAUAUUAGCUCUGCAGCUGCACUGUUUUUCAAUUAAACUAGCUGAAUGCUCCUUCAGUCGUGCAUUAAAAUGAAAAUUUAAUCACGCCAACGGCCAUGGCUGCGAAAUGAAUCACAUUCGCUGACCUGAACCUGAACCCGAACCCGAACCCCACGACUCGAUCCAGUGCAGGAAAAGUGCGAGGCUGGGGCCAUGGAGGCGCAUACGUAUUGUGAGGAAAUAUGUAAUUAAAUUUUUCUCCCGUAUGUCAUGUCUUCGCCUCGGAAAAGCUGAUGGGUUUUUUAUGAAGGCUUUAAGGGGCAGUUUUGGUCCUUCACAGUGUAAGUUAGUAAGAUAUCUGCAUUAAUUCCUUUUGAAAUUUCGGACACCACUCUUCUUAAAGGAAAGAAACAGACUAUAAGUUAUAUUAAA